Molecule: messenger RNA, 792 nt
Organism: Paralichthys olivaceus (Japanese flounder)
Lineage: Eukaryota; Metazoa; Chordata; Actinopteri; Pleuronectiformes; Paralichthyidae
Source: RefSeq, a predicted model, not a curated record
CUGCUGCUCGGACUUCGACGAGCACUGUCUGAAAACAGGUCAGUGCGACACGGUGUGGCACCACAUCCACGUUCUCCUGGUUUCUCCUUCUACGUCACUGUGUCGUCCAGGAAAGAUCUGGAACUAAAAACCUUUCAGUCGUUUACGGGAGGCUUCGAGUGUUCGCAGGAUCGCUGUGAGGAGCAGAGGAACGACGACCAUGCCUGCCACUGCUCAGAGGACUGUCUGGAGAGAGGAGACUGCUGCUCCAACUACAGAUCUCUCUGCAAAGGUGAGACCUCGUGGGUGCAAGAGGACUGUGAGGAGAUCAGGAGUCCUGAAUGUCCUGCAGGCUUCAUCCGUCCUCCCCUCAUCAUGAUGUCCGUGGACGGAUUCAGAGCCUCGUACUUGAAGAAGGGAAAAUCUGUCAUUCCCAACAUACAGAAGCUCAGAUCGUGUGGCACAUCAGCGCCGUACAUGCGACCAGUCUACCCGUCAAAGACCUUCCCAAAUUUAUACACCCUGGCCACAGGUCUUUACCCAGAGUCCCACGGCAUUGUGGGUAACACCAUGCACGACCCAGUGUUUAACGCCACCUUCAGCCUGCGCACCCGAGAGAAGCUGAACCACCGCUGGUGGGGGGGGCAGCCGAUCUGGAUCACAGCUCAGGAGCAGGGAGUGAAAGCCGGGACUUUCUUCUGGCCUUGGUACUUAAGUUGGGUGAUUCCUCUGGAGAGAAGGAUCCUGACCAUCCUGCGUUGGCUGCUUCUCCCCGACGACGAGAGGUACACGUCAGCUUUCUGUUGUCACUGA